Messenger RNA from Mercenaria mercenaria, 4012 nucleotides. Its product is annotated as acetylcholine receptor subunit alpha-L1-like. Bases 350 to 1879 code for a protein of 509 amino acids. The transcript has 7 exons. Gene Ontology annotation, cellular component: synapse; neuron projection; postsynaptic membrane. Gene Ontology annotation, biological process: regulation of membrane potential; signal transduction; monoatomic ion transmembrane transport. Lineage: Eukaryota; Metazoa; Mollusca; Bivalvia; Venerida; Veneridae. Gene Ontology annotation, molecular function: acetylcholine-gated monoatomic cation-selective channel activity; transmembrane signaling receptor activity. The record is from RefSeq and is a predicted model, not a curated record.
AAUCUUUGGAUAGAGAAUCAUAGGUAACACAUUAAACAUGGUUCUAGAAUAAACUACUGAACAUUCUGUGAUUUUGUAUGACGAGUGCUCAGGAUUAUUUUUUCUUGCAAAGAUUUGCGUAAACUGUGACCAAAAAAAUGUGCCAAUUCAUUAGCUAAUGAUUUAAGUGGUGAACCUUAGGUUUAAACGAACGCGCACAUCCGGAAAAAAUUUGAUCAUAAAACUUACAACGAGAGUUUUUAAUGUUUUGAUUUACAAAUGAAAUGUAUUUAUAUAUUAGGACUUGAAUAAGUGAUCAAUCGAUCGUAAAGCAACAUCUUGACUCCUGAUGACAACAGUUUAACAGACGAUGGGGAAAUCGACGCAUAUUUUCUUUGUGAUGUUAAUAAUGUUCAUGUUGGUCCGGUGUAAGCCACCGACUGAGCAGCGCCUUCAUCGCUAUCUUCUACAGGAGAAUGCGUAUAAUAAACUAAUCCGACCUUGGGGAAGAAUUUUGAAUGGGACAGUGAAUUUCAAUGACAGCAAGCUAACAGUACAGUUAGGCAUGAGACUUUCACAGAUUCUAGCAGUAUCCGAGAAGAAUCAGAUCCUGACGACCAAUCUGCGGUUGAGACAUGAAUGGGUUGACCAAAGACUUCGUUGGAAUCCAAGUGAGUUUGGGGGAAUUACAUUGACAUACAUACCAUCAGAUGACCUCUGGAGACCUGAUAUCUUGUUAUAUAAUAAUGCUGAUGGUGAAUUUGUAGUAACCUUAUUGACAAAAGCCACGGUGUAUCACACUGGUCUAAUUGUAUGGGACCCACCAGCUAUUUACAAAUCGUAUUGUCCAAUCAACGUUGAGUUCUUUCCUUUUGACCAGCAGGAAUGCUUUAUGAAGUUUAGCGUUUGGACAUAUGAUGGCCACGAGGUGGAUCUCCAGCACGUGUGGGAAGAGCAAGGUGUCAUGCAGGGAAACCAGAUGGUCAUUCCAAAAGGAGUCGAUCUUUGUGAUUAUUAUCAAAAUGUUGAAUGGGACAUCAUAAAUGUAACAGCCAGGAGGAAAGAGAAAUUUUACCCGUGUUGUCCUGAGCCAUAUCCAGACAUCACGUUUAAUAUAACUAUCCGAAGGAGAUCUUUAUUCUACACCAUUAACUUAAUUAUGCCGUGCAUAGCUAUCUCGUGUUUGACUGUGUUAGUGUUUUAUUUACCCAGUGCUUCUGGAGAGAAAAUCACGUUGUCAAUUUCAAUAUUGCUAGCUUUGACUGUGUUUUUCUUGCUUCUGUCUGACAUAAACCCACCCACGUCAAUCGUUAUACCAUUGAUAGGAAAGUAUUUAUUAUUCACCAUGAUUGUGGUAACAAUGUCCAUAUUUUUGACAGUUUAUACUUUGAGCGUUCACUUCCGAUCACCCGCUACACAUAAAAUGUCACCAUGGGUUAAACGCAUAUUUACUGAAAUUCUUCCAAAGUUUUUUCUCAUGAAGAGACCUGUUUUAGAUAAAAAGAAAAAAGAAGAAGUAAUGAAAGACAUUGAAAUGGUACAGUCAGAGAUGGGAACACCAGAUGCUGACACAAUAUUCAACAGUCCCAAUGCACCAAAUUACGAGAAUCUAAGGAAAAGGACAACUUCUGAAAAGAAGGAAGACUUAUCGAGAUAUCCAGUAGAGAUAAGAGAGUCGCUUAAAGGUGUCAAAUUUAUUGCUGAACAUCUUAAGAAAGACGACUCACAAAAAUCAGAGGAACGAGACUGGAACUACGUUGCUAUGGUGAUUGACAGAAUGUUUCUGUGUGUUUUUACCACAGCAUGUGUAUGUGGCACGUUAGGUGUGUUUCUAAAUGCUCCAUCUCUGUUUGAUCCAUCUGAAGCAAUGUCGAAACACGACUUUAGUUGUUCAACUUGAUCCAUCAGAGUAUACACGAGUUAUAUAUGAUUCUGUAUGAACGUAAAGCAUACUUAUAAAAAGAGAGUAAUUGCAUAUCUGGAGUACAUGUAAAUGGAAUACGCUACGUCGGUCGAGCAACCCCCGUGUGAUACUACUGUGGAAACAUUUAACAUACUGAGCGGUUUAUAUACCCAUCAGCAAAAUUGAAAGAAAUGGGCUACUAUAAGAACUAAACAUUGGGAUGACACUGGAUACUACAAACACACACAACAACAGACGCACCAUAAAACAAAUGAAGCGGACUGUAAUCUUUCAACAAAGGGAACUGAAAGUGUAGAGCUAUAAAUUUACUGAAUGAAAUGAUAUGUGCUGUAAGACACAGAUCGUGUCCUCGGCGAUAAAAACUAAGGCAUAAUGUGUAGUUGAGAUAUUUGCAUAAUGUGGAUUAGUGAUGAACACUAAAAGUAAACAUGAUAAGAUGCACAUAUAUCAAGAAGUUCUAAAAUAGGAACAGAUAGUUGAAAAAUGUGUUCCUGUCCGCUGUAAAAAAUGUAAAAGGCGAAUACAGUUUAAACGAUAGUUUCAUGUUGGAAAUCUGCAAUUAUGUAUAAUUAUGUCAGUGAUUUCAAUAGCAAUUUUUUCUGUCACAUGAUCAAAUACACAAAUAAGUUCCUGUCCAGUGUAUUGCAAUGCUGUUUGAAAAUAAUUUCUAUGUUCCUGUUACAUUAGAUUAUAAAUGUUUUUGUUUUGCAUGGGCCUCAUAUUUUACAACUGAACAAGUAUGCACAUGGAACAGAUGAUCAGUUAUAACUGGACAUGAAUCUCUGUAAACAACUAAGGAAUGUUUAAUUUUUCUCCACCUGGUUUAAACAUGAAAAUGCAAUGUUUUCGAUAUAGAAGAAAGAUGGAAACUUUUUAAUUUAUCAAUUACAAUAUCUGAUUUCUCCCUUGAAGAGUUUAUACAUAUUUUAGAAACCUGUAGGAAUUAUCAUGGAGAUAUGACUAUUAAUGUUUAAGAGUUUACAUUUUCAUCAGGCUAUUUUUAGUGUUAUUUUGUUAAAUUAAAAUCAUCUAUUAAAUGUUUGAUUAACACAAGAGAUAUCUGUAAAAUAUGAAGAAAAGUGAUUACUGCGUGGGCCUGCUGUAACAUAUUUCAUGUAAAAUGAAGGAAUUAAACCGUGCUUUAUAUUAAACUCAUCAAAGCUCAACUUAACUAUAUUAUUAAUUAUUGCGGUUGUUAAUAAUGAUCCUUCUGGGAAAUAUGUUGGGUCAGUAUAAUAAAUGUUGAUGGGAAUAGGGGGCGUGAGGCAUCAGCCGAGUAUUCAUGAUGCUGACCCCACAUUUUUUUCGGAGGGUCAUUAACAAACUAAAUAAUUGAUUUCUUUAAACGACUAUUUAUUUUUACUUUUAACCCGACAUGAAUAUGUACUGGCACAAAAAUAUAGGGGUCACUGUGUUACCACCUUUUAACUUCUGAAAUUGCUUAAAUCAACUGGAAGGUAAAACAAUAAGAGACGUUGCUGUGUAAAAAUUGAAUUGAUCUGGUGAGAAGUCCCUGGCAGUAAGGGACCGGCAGUCAUUUCUAAACAAAUCCCUAACAGUAAAGGACCGGUACUUAUUUGUAGACCGACUGGUACUGGUAGUUUUCUUGAGAGAAGUUCCUGACAGUAAGGGACGGUACUUAUCUGUUGACCGACUGGUACUGGUAGAUUUCUUGAGAGAAGUUCCUGACAGUAAGGGACCGGUAGUUAUCUCUUGACUGACUCGUACUGGUAGUUUUCUUGAGAGAAGUUCCUGACAGUAAGGGACCGGUAGUUAUCUGUUGACCGACUGGUACUGGUAGUUUUCUUGAGAGAAGUUCCUGACAGUAAGGGACCGUAGUUAUCUGGAGACAAGUCCUAACGUGAUGUGCAACCAACUUCACUGAAUCUAGUAGCAUAUAUAUAGUAAAAACGAUUGCCAAUGGAACAAACAGAUACAUAUGUACAAUGUAUUCGAUUUGAAAUACUUUUAGUUCAGAUUUCUUCUUUACUUUAGACAUAUAUUUUUUCUUAAUACAUUCGGAUGUUGAUCACAAGUUGUUUUAUAAUGAAUUGUAAAUGUUCGUUAGCUCUGUUUGAUUAAAUUAUGAAAAUUAAAGUGUAAAAUAUA